Messenger RNA from Oreochromis aureus, 3068 nucleotides. RefSeq names its product chromosome 20 C1orf127 homolog (gene ciroz). NCBI's taxonomy places the organism in Eukaryota, Metazoa, Chordata, Actinopteri, Cichliformes, Cichlidae. Bases 267 to 1835 code for a protein of 522 amino acids. The record is from RefSeq and is a predicted model, not a curated record. The transcript has 13 exons.
GCGUUUUUUUACAUUUAUCAAGUGGAGUGUCGUAACUUGUUUGUGCCAAGGAUAACGCUCCCGAGUUACCCUUUGAAGUCUCACACGAAGCUAGGAGCCCAAACAAAAGAAUGAUGUCUUGACAGUCACCCUUCACUGCGACCAUUUCCGAUGAGGCUUCGGUGAACAGCAGAUGAUCAACUAAGGGUCAAUUGCAUCUCUCAGGCCAGUGACACCACCCCUCACCUACAAAUAAAACUAUCCACAGACGUUUCCAUCACUUCACCAUGGAUCACAUCAGAGUUGGCAUCCUUGCUAUCUUUUUGCAGUGUUUUAUCACAAAGAGCGCAUUUUCCAUUCAGAAACGAGAAUGGAUUCAAACUUCAGCAGCAAGAUUAACAGAAGAAGAUGUGGUUUGCUUUCCUGAAUACAUGGAGAUGUGGAUGCACAGUGCAAGAAUUGAGGAGUUCAGGGUCCUGCUGUCGAGGGCGCUAAGUAUCCAAGCCAACCUUGCAUCUCUGGAUCACCUGAAUCUCCAGCUGUCUGCUUGUGGAUUCUCACUGCAAAACGACUUCGACAAUAACUACGUUUUUAGAGUCAGCUACACCGGGUGUUUUGUUCGGCAGCAGAAUGGCUUUAAUGUCUUAACAUUAAAUUUGGUGCGGAGGAUGAAUCGAUUUGGAAGCCAGCCUCACAGUUUCACAAUGAAGUGCCCUGUGAUGUCUGUGGUGCAAAGCAGGGAGCAAAUCCACUGUGACCCUGAAUAUGUUCAGGUGAUAAGAGAAAUUCCCUAUGGAAACUGGGAUAAUGAGCUGCAGUGGUUGCUGUGUCUGGACGAUCACCUCCUUGUAGCUCUGGAGGAUGCCAGCUUGAUUCAGAUGAACAUUGAUGUGAAUGUAAAAGACAUAAGAGUUCAGGGCAGGAGGAGGGAGAUCUUAAGGCCUGUCAAAAUAAUGGAAAAUGAAGGGGAAUUUUUGGCUUUGAAGCUGGUCAGAGACAGAUAUGCCUACAGUAUGGAAGCAACAUGUCCAAAAGUGAACGCAUCCACGGCAGACAAGACUGUGCUGCGCAUCCUCAAACGCCGAAUAGGUUUGACCAGAAGAGGCACCUAUCACAAUGAAGCACUGACACUCAGUGACCUGUCAGUUAACCAGACAGAUACUUUCACAGUGCAUGAGACGAGUGAAUUUGUAACUCUGUCCAUUCCCACGGCCCAAAUACUCCAGACAAAACCCUGCACAGAUGACACCCGGCUCCUGCAGCCGUUCUACAGGGUGGAUGCUGUGCUCACCUUCAGAGAGACAAAUCACAAAAUGCACUGGACCAUGGAGAGCACGCUGCCAUGCAUAGCUGCACCUGAUAACACAUCAUCACAUGUCACAUCUUCUCCUGGCCCAAACAACAUAAGCCCGUCCACGCUCGACUCUACACGUGAGACUGUAACUACAGACGAGCCUUUGCCCGAACUCGUCACCAUCCCACAAGAAAACCUAAAAGAGAGAGAUUUGUUCAAGCCUGCAAAGUUUCCCACAACUAAUCUUCCUGACAUGCUGAGGGAGGGCCGCAGUUUUAAUAUCCACGCUGAUGAGAUAAUAAGGGAUGAUGUGUCUUCUUCAGUGUUGGAUAAUGGCACCAGUAUCGACAUUAACACAACUACAACUAGUUUCUUUGAUUUUCUACAUGCAGCUACAAAUGUUUCAGCAGAGUCAGACUUGCUUACGUCAGCAGCCACAGCCCAAACGCCACAUAUGUCUCUUACCACGCUGGCUCAGCCUGAUGAAGAGUACCAGGUACUCAACACAACCAGUAGGAAUGAACAACAGCAAAAGGAGAAAAAACUGCAGUGGAUUUGGUAGGAUUAGAUUUAUUUAUUUAGUUAAGUCAAAUUAUUCUUCAACUACUAUAUCUUAAUUACUUUAAGGCCUUUUUUUACUCCUUUUCCUUUUAAACCCAACUGGUACCACAUACAUCUGUUUGCAGUCAUGAAAGGUGACGCAGUGGUCAGUGAAGGCUGAUUAUACAGUGCAAGCAGAAUUACCAUCAGACCUCUGCCAGCUAUUGCCUCAGGGUGGACAUUAUCCAGACUCAGACAAAGGCAGGCGUUAAAUAAACACGUCUCUUUCCGAGCAGCAAAACAGGCUGAUGAAGAGAAGACCUUGUGUUAGCUGAUGCCACCUUUCAGAGCAACUUGAACUCAAAUCACAGAAAGUCAUAAUAAAAGCUCACGGAUUGCUUGUCAGCGGUCAUUCUAAGAUUCUUAGAUGUUAGAAUCAAUUUUAUGUGUUAAAAACUGUUUUCUUUUCAACAAUAGAUCAAAUUUAGCUUCUGAUUUACUGUAAUGUCAGCUGUAGCUGUCGCUCCCCUCGUUGCAGUACACUAAACCAACAGCAGAGGGCACUCUCCAACAUGUUUUCAGUAGACUCCUGAUGGGUCACAGCCUGCCUCCAGAUGCUCUUUUCCAAAUUAAGCAGUUUGACAUUUGUUUUUUUAAAAGUGAACCUAGAUUCAGUGCUAGUUGUUUUUUUGUGUGCACAAUUAAAUGAACUUUAUUCAUCAUAAGAUAACUCUUGAAAAUCCAAUAUGCAGUAUAGAAGGGGGGUUUAAAUUUAUUCAGUUGAGUGCUUUAAAUGUAACACCCAUACAGAAUUACUGGUAUAGAUCAAAAUAGCUGAAGAGGUUUCAUUUUUGUCCCACGGCUUUUUUUUUCUUCCACCUUUGUUAUUGUGACCUCCCGGUAUGCACCAAAGCGUCUCUAAAUGAUAACCGCGCGGUGUUGCGCAGUUACAUGCAUCAUAUACAACGGUCUGUGGGGCAGAAAAUCUAAACUUCCUUGUGCCUUUGGUUCCCAUCUGCUCAGUGAACUUAUGAGCAGGAAAUGGAAUAAGUGGUGCAAAAAGCAUGCCAACAUCCCCGGUUCUUUCAUGUGGCCUCUCUCGGCCAUUAGCCUAUCUGUAUCGACUGUUAACUGUCUUUACAAAGUUAAAAAUCCCUUUCAUGUUUCACUGUUUCUUUUUUGUUUUAAUUUCAGUCAGAGCAUAUGGUUUGCACAUCUGGGAUAUGCUAAGCGUGGUGGCACCCCCCCACCCCCU